GCACCAGUGGUCUAGUGGUAGAAUAGUACCCUGCCACGGUACAGACCCGGGUUCGAUUCCCGGCUGGUGCAUCAUACAAGAGCGAUGAUUAAAUCUACACGCUUGUGAUGGUAGGGUCUAUCACUAUCUUCUGAUUUAAGGAAGAGAAUGGGUGCGGCUGAGCUCUUUUUUUUUUUUUUUUAAAUUUCAAAAUUUAUUUUGCAUCCAGAUGAUUCAGUUUAUCCAAGACCGGACGACAAGUCGGUUUCUAUUGGAGGCAGUUAAAAUUAACGAACACCUGUGGUUAGGAAACUUUAAUAAAGUUCCCUGGGCUAUCUGUUUCUUUACUGAAAAGCCCAUAAUUAGAUUCAAAACAAGUAAGCAUGCAGUGGAUAUUUCAGUAAUUUGAUUUCCCCUCUCCUUCUCUCAUUUGAUAUCAAAACAAGCCGGCCAACGUUGUAUAUUCAGAAGUUAUCGAAAUUUCCGUUUCGUAGAAGCAAAUCUCCAACCGACGAACGACAUCGUGUUGUAGCAAUGGUAAAAGGAACAGGCCAAACCAUGCCCGCUGACGUGGCUCAAGUGAUCGACCAGCUAGAACGCCACUGCUUAGCACCUGAUGGAUCUCUAAUUUCAAAAUCUGCAUACUAUGACCUCCAACUUGCCAGAGAGGAAAUGUGUAGAGAAAGAUUGCGCUAUUUAGAAGCAAUGGCAAUUUACUGUGAAGCUAUUGGUAUGGUGGAAGAGUAUCAGCAAGCAGUUUCAGUGGGUAAUCUAGGUGGCAUUCGUGAUAUCCAAGGGUUAUAUCCGCAACUUAGCUUGAAGAAUUCUCCUCAGGUUUACGAGUGUCUAGAACAUCGGUUGGUUGUAGCUGAAGCGGCUCAGAAACUGAGGCUUCCUCUUAUAUCAAAGGAUGGUGAAAUCCAUGAGGAGGAAAUUGAAAAAUGGAGUAUAAUGUCACGAAGCUCUCUUGAUAGUACAAGUACCAGUGUCACGAUCAGCUCAAGCUCUAAUUCAAUAAAUUAUACAAUUAGUUCUGCCAACAGCACUGCUGGUGCAGCAAAUAAUGCCCUUUCUCUUGCUGCUGCUGAUUCAGCAGAACCUGGAGUUGGUGGUGUUCCUGAUCGCUUUCUUGGUAUAACACCUGCCUAUUUAUGGCAAACACAGCUCCAGCAGAUGCCACUGACGAUGGAUACAGCAGAUUACCAGAUGUCACUUUCCCACGAGAUUGAAGCACGUCUGAAGGAUAAAUGUGAUAAGUUAGCUGAUGCUUUUGUUGAUGAUAUUGACUCUUCGUCCACUGGCCAAAAUUCAAUUGCACGGCUUCCAGAAAGGGUUAAAUUGAUCAUUGAGGAAAUUGAAAGGGAAGAAGCUGCUCUGCGGGAGGAUCUCUACUCCGCAGAUAGAAAAUUUGCAGAAUACUACAAUGUCUUAGAGCAGAUACUGGUGGUGCUCAUUAAGCUUGUAAAAGAUUUGAAGUUGCAGCAUCAGCAUAAAUAUGAUGAUCUACAGAAAACUUGGCUGUGUAAAAGGUGUGAGACCAUGAGUGCAAAACUAAGGGUUCUGGAGCAUGUUCUCCUACUUGAAACAUAUACCCAGGAGUCCAUACCAGCCCUUCAUAAGAUAAGGAAGUACCUUGUGGAGGCUACAGAAGAAGCUUCUAUGGCGUACAACAAAGCGGUUACACGCCUACGUGAGUAUCAAGGGGUAGAUCCUCAUUUCGAUACGAUAGCAAGACAAUACCAUGAUAUUGUAAAGAGAUUGGAAAGUAUGCAAUGGACGAUCCAUCAAGUCGAAAUGGACUUGAAACGGUUACCAGAUCAUCCAAGCACAUAAUACAGAUAUUUUUCUUGAAUGCUUAUACAAUUUGUUCCAUCAUAGCCUUGAUAUCCAAUAACUAAUCCACCGUCAGUGCUUUUUGAUUUGUUAUUUUUCUGAAGUCAUGAAUAUCUCUUGUAUAGCAAGUGGCAGGGAAAAGAUCUUAUCUUGAUGUCAUCCCCACCUUCUUAGUCUGUCUGUGUUUUCAUGGAAUACCAGUAGAUUGCUUGUAUACAGCUGGGGAUUGUUGUUGUUUAUAAACAUAACGACUGCCAUACAGCAGAAUAUCCUCUGACCACUGUGAUGAUA
Messenger RNA from Ricinus communis (castor bean), 2103 nucleotides. RefSeq names its product AUGMIN subunit 4. NCBI's taxonomy places the organism in Eukaryota, Viridiplantae, Streptophyta, Magnoliopsida, Malpighiales, Euphorbiaceae. Gene Ontology annotation, molecular function: microtubule minus-end binding. Bases 514 to 1812 code for a protein of 432 amino acids. The transcript has 13 exons. Gene Ontology annotation, cellular component: HAUS complex. The record is from RefSeq and is a predicted model, not a curated record. Gene Ontology annotation, biological process: spindle assembly.